Cornus florida is the source of this 951-nucleotide messenger RNA. RefSeq names its product 3-hydroxy-3-methylglutaryl coenzyme A reductase 2-A-like. The transcript has a single exon. The record is from RefSeq and is a predicted model, not a curated record. The coding region runs from base 103 to 642 and encodes 179 amino acids. Gene Ontology annotation, molecular function: hydroxymethylglutaryl-CoA reductase (NADPH) activity. Gene Ontology annotation, cellular component: peroxisomal membrane; endoplasmic reticulum membrane. Lineage: Eukaryota; Viridiplantae; Streptophyta; Magnoliopsida; Cornales; Cornaceae. Gene Ontology annotation, biological process: isoprenoid biosynthetic process; coenzyme A metabolic process; sterol biosynthetic process.
ACACCUCCGCUAGCUUCUCCGUUCAAGCAAACACCAACUCCAUCACUCCUCUCCCUCCCACUUUCUCUCUCCUCCUUUCUCUCUCUACUCCGCCCGACCAAAAUGGACGUUCGCAGGCCACAAUCCAAGUCCCUGGGUCCGUCCAAAACACUCUCCGCCGGUGGACCUCUCAAACCCCACCAGCUGCAGUCCUCUUCCAAAGCCUCUGACGCUCUUCCUCUUCCUCUAUACCUCACCAACGGCAUAUUCUUCACCCUCUUCUUCUCCGUCGCCUACUUCCUCCUCCACUUGUGGCGCGAGAAGAUCCGCACCUCCACUCCCCUCCACAUCGUCACCCUCUCUGAACUCGCCGCUGUGGUUUCCUUAUUCGCCUCCGUCAUGUAUCUCCUGGGUUUCUUCGGCAUCGACUUUGUCCAGUUCAUUACCAGGGGUUCCGACGUCAACGCCGACCAAACCGCCGACGACUUCAUCCUCGAGGAAGAAACCCGACGCGGACCCUGCGCUGCCGCCGACAUUGACUGCUCCGCUAACGUUCCGGUUGUUCCUCCGCAGUCCACGGCGGCGCCGGUGACGGAGGAGGAUGAGGAAAUCAUCAAAUCGGUGGUGGCGGGGCUCGCUGGAAUCGAGGCUCGGGAACUGUGACAGGGCAGGAACAAUAAGGCGGGAGGCGGUGCAGAGGAUAACGGGGAAGUUGCCGGUGGAUGGGUUCGAUUACGGGUGGAUAAAUGAGCCUAAUGUUCAUAAAAGUGUUCGAAAGUACUUUCAUGAAUUUAUGUAAUGUUCAAGUACGUGUAAACAUGAGUUUGUGUUCACGGACAUACACGAGCCCAAACUAGUAUAUAUUUAGGAGCCUACACAAACUGAAUCAAAUAUUAUUUGGAGUAGAUUCGUUUAUUAAACAAGAUUAGAAAAUCCAACUUCGCUCCGCUCGUGUCAAAGAUUUAGGUUGAA